GUGUAUAUGUGUGUGUGUUUUCAAGUUUCAGGUGCCUGGGGAACGGUAACUCCAGAGCAACCAAGCGGGGGCCGGCAGGACCUCCUCCCAUAUCCUUCUAUAUCACUGGCCAGCGAUCAGGUUGGGAGCUGGUUUCUUUCCCAGCUUGUCCAGGCUUGAUUCCAGCAACCCUGCUGCUUCUUCCGGUGCUGGGUGCUCGCCUUUCCUCCUCUCUUAGCAACCAGGAGUCUGUGGACGCCACCAAGCAGCAACUGGGAGGCUGCAGGGAGCCCGAGCGAGGAAGGGAGGCACCCAGCCCAGCCCAGGUGCUCUGAGCCCCACCGCUGCAGAGCAAAGCCGCCGCUAGCCGCAUCUGCGCCUGCAGCGGGGUCCAAAAGGGAUUCAGCAAAAAUGAGCCAUUCUCACCCCGCUGGAUUACUUGCCACAUAUAAUAGCCUCACAGACAAACACCUGGCUGGGUAUUUCAGCAAUACCAGGAUCAGGCGGCACCUCCUAAGAUCCGGGCUGAUCACGAGAAGUGGGAGGAUACUUUCUGAAAAGGAACAGAAAGCAAACACCAUGAAGCGGGAUCAUCAGAAACACAUCCGGGAGUGCUUAGCCCAAGCCAUCUUCCACAAGGUCCUCGACAUGGAGCGCUACCACCAGCUUGAAAUAAAAAGGAAACUGGAUACCUUAGCUCGGAAGGAGCGGAUUCAGAGGCUGAAGGGAGAACGUACAAGACGUUUUAUUGAAGAUAACAUGCCCAUUCUGACACCCCACCCCCCAGCUGGCCCAAAGAGUAACCGUGGCUGUAGCGUUCUGGCUGAGGAAGGACGUUCUAGUCCAUUAACACUGACAGCCCCUCGGCCAUAUACUGCCCCAGGAAAUAUGCAGCCUCCGAUUCGAUUGCAGCCUCUUCUCAGUAAUCACACAACGAGAAAUGUUUCAAAGAUAACUCCAGAGUCCAAACCCAAAAUCUCAUUGUUGGAAAGCGAAACUCCGUUUCCUAUUGGGGGCAAGAAGGCGAUGAUGAAGUUCAGGAACUCCAUGGACAAUUCCCAGAGGCUGGAUGCCUACCAACUUCCAGACAUUAACAUUUACCAGAUACCUGUCCCCCCGACACCCCAGCCCCAAGCAGGAAAGAUCUUCAGGGAGAACAGGUUCGAGCCUUGGAGGAGGAAGAGGCUGCGUCCCAUCACCGCUCCCAAUGGCUUAGAGCCCCUCUGCACCAGGGACCCAGGGAGGAUUUACAAAGCAGCACCGCACAGCAAUGCAGUUAUCACAAUGAUCUAUUUUGGGAAAAAUGUGCACCUAUCUUAUGAGGACACAGACUUUCGAGAUGAAAUCAAGAUUUACCAACAGCACUGUGGAGGAGAGAACCUUUGUAUCUACAAAGGCAAACUGCUGGAGAAAGACACCUUCCAAUUUAUCUCCAAGCGACACCAUGGCUUCCCCUUCAGCCUCACCUUCUUCUUGAAUGGGAUCCAGGUGAACAGGCUGAGCUCCUGCUGUGAGUACAAGCACCGCAGGAGCUCGAGGCUCGGAGGCAAGCGAGGCUACUUCGGGUUUGUGAGUGUGGAGAAGGCAUCUCCCUGCUACAGAUGCAUUAUUGCCAUGGGCCUUGACAGAAAACCAUCUUCAACAAAACCUAGGAAGGAAAAGAUUGCUGAGAAGAAGGAGGAGCCACUGAAGAAGAGUCAGGGGAAAGUGAGGAAAGACAGAGAGAAUGUACCAUUGAGAAGGAACGAGAUGGAAGGGAAAGAAACCUCACUCUCAGCCACUUUUUCAGCUGAGGAACUAAAAUCAGUGGUCGGAGAAGUGAGGACGGCUAUGGAGGAGAUGGAAUGGAAGGGCAAGUCAGGACAAGAUGUCUGGGAAGAGGACCAGGAAAACACCUUUACAUACGACUAUGAAGAAGAUUUCGAAGUGGAUGAGGAAAAGCAGGAUGAGAGAGCUGAGGAUGAGGGUCAAGCUGAAGAUCAGACGAGCAUAACAUCCAAGUCACCCGUGGAAGGAGAAAAAGAUAAUUUCAGCCUUGAAAAGGAGAUUGAAAUCUCUUCAGAGAAGGCACCCGAUGCCAGUGCCUGUGUGAAUGGCGAGGAUGACAGGUGCUUGGACAGUGAAGAGGAGGAUAAACAAGAUAUUAAGACCGUUUCUUCGAACUCGUCUAGAAGUCACCCCUACUCCAGUGAAAGCGAAGACGAAUCUGCGGAGCCGAGCACAGAUGUGCACUCCGGAAACAGUGCAGGGGGAAGUUCCAGAAGUUCCUCUUCUCAGGACCUACACGAAAGUGACGACCAAGGAAAGUACCAUAUCCCAGUUGAGGAGUCCUUGGAAACUGAAAUCGAGGAGCAAGAAAUCACUAAAGUAGAAGAGGUUCACGAGCCUCCGCUGACAGAGGUUAGUUGUUUGCCUGCUGAGGAAGAACCAGUGGAGGUAACCAAAGAGAUUACAGAACCCAAGACGUCUGGGCAGUCUGCUUUCCCAGAGGCAAAGGUUAGAAGCCAGCUCCAGGAAGGAGGCACCUCCGUGGUGGAGGACAGAAUAGCCGACCUCUCUGGGCUGGAAGAAGAGGUUGGACAGAAAACAGGUGAAGCCCAAGCACCUGGCCACUACCGCUCCAACACUGAAGCUGGACUUAGCAGCCCAGGGGAUGAGGUGACACCCACGAGGGAACUGGAGGUCAACCUGGGAAGAGUGGUGGAGGAAAGAGCAGCCUUCAGCUCACACGAGCAACCCGAGCAAGCUGCACCGGAAGAAUGCACACCAGAGAAGGAAUCAGCCAUGGAGGAAGAUGAACGUUCCCAGCCUGAGGAUGCUAACGCCGAUGCUCAACUGAGGAAGAAAGCAGAGACAGAGGAAGCUGAAGCCUGCCAUACCCUGGAUGCUGACAUGGCUGUUGGGCUGAGGGAGAAAGCAGGGAUUGCAGAGGUCUCCUUGCAGGAGAAGAGCCCCAAAGAAGAGCAGCCAGUGUUAGCAGAGCAGUCUUCAAAGAAAGGAGAACACCGUCUGAGCACAGCUAGUGAUGCUGAGGCUGAGGCUGAGGCAGGUGCAGAAAGACAUAGCACGCAUGAUGAGAAACAGUUCACACCCGCAGGAAAACCAACAGCGGUCGACUCAGUGUUUCUAAGUAGAGACCAAGCUCUGGACAGUCAGAGGGAUGGGGGCUCUGACAGGCAGACAGUUCUGGAGAAAGAAAAGACAGUUUCUGAAAGUGAGCAGAUAUUGGAAAAGGCAGUGCUCACAGAUAACUCAGUGCUUAGCUCAGAGAUCCUUGGGGAAUCAGCAAUUCCAAAAGAAGCAGAGGUUCCUGAAAUGGAGGAAGGAAAAAGAGAGGUGGGCUCCUCAAGACCAGACGGGGACCAAGGCACAGAGGGAGCCCUUACAGAGGACAUGGAGCCUGUGGUGGACACAGCACCAGAGAGAGAGGAUGGUUUUGAAGAGGCAGUACUUGGAAGAGAGACAGCAGCUACAGGGAGGAAGGAAGUUCUAGAAGCAGAAGCACCCUUGAGUUCCUCAGCAGGAGAGGCAAGCUCCACGGAGGUUGUCCAGGGCAACCCUGAGGAACUCUGUCAAGAAGACACAGCAAGGGAGGGAGUUACAGCUAGUGGAGAAUCUGCCCUGGAACAGGAUCCCAGAGCAGUGUUCCCUGGGGAAUCUGCUGCAGCUGAAGAUGAGAAGAAAGCCGAGAGGCCCUCCACACCUGUGAGAGAAACUGGAUCUGAACGAGAAGCAGAGACAGGGGUCAAGGUGUUAAAGAUGGCAGAGAAAUUAGAAGAGCAAAAAGUUAAGGGGGAAGAGGAGGGCACAGAGAAGGAAAUCAGGUCUGGGGGAGAGGAGGGCACAGAGAAGGAAGCGAGGUUUGGGGAAGAGACCCAUGCAUCCCCCAUCAAGAUCAAGCCUGAUACUAAGGACAGAGAUCCCACAGGGACAACCGAGUUGAGUAAGGACCCAAGGCUUCUAGAAGAUCCACCCAAAGAUAGAACCGUUGCCUUGUUUGAAGCAAAACCUCAAUUUGGGAAGUCACUGGGAGAGAAUGAAGCCACAGCCACAGAGCACAAAGAAGAGGUCCCAGGCCAGGAGAGUGAGGCUCCAUUGCAGCAGAGGAAGCCACUAAGCCAUCAUGGAAAGGGCUUGUUAGGAAACCCUGGACCUGAGCCAGCAGGCAGAGCUCUGGGGCCUGAGAGUACUUUCUCAGCCGGAGGUCAAGAGGGGGCUUCCAAAGAGCUAGGCAGCCUCGAAGGACCAGAGAGACAGGAUGAGGAAGGGCCUUUGCAAGUGCAAAGAAGGGACAUGGUGAUGACACACGAAGAUUUUCUAGAGGAAAGACUGGCCAUAGCAGAGGUGUCUGGUAAAGAGAGUGAGGGUGAGAAGCUGGAGGAAGAGGGACGUGAGGAUAAGGGGCACCCUACAGGGACAUUGACUGGCAGCCUGGCAGGGCAGGACACAGUCAAAGAUGAGGAGGAUCCAUGUGGAGGAGGAGUUGAAGAAACAGCUUCAGAGCAGACAGAAGUGCUGGCAGCGUCAGUGUCAACUUAUGGGGACGGUGUGGCCUCCUCCUCUGCAGUUGUCCAGAAGGAGGCUUCAGGAGAAACAGCAGCUGAGGAAAGGGUGAUGACUGAGGACAUGACAGAGAAGGUGGCAGUGGUAAAGGAAGUGACAUCAGCAGGGGCUGCUGAGAUCACACAGGAACUGUAGGCUCCGGAAGUGUGUGCAGGACUCAGAAGAGGGCAAGGGAGGACCUCAGCAUGGCUGGGGAGGAGGCAGGAACUGAGGGAUGCCAGUGAGGAGCAGCUGAAGAGUUCGGAGGACCAGCGCCUCAAAGAGACAGAGCUCACCAGUGUCUAGGGCAGCACUUCCCAGGAAGCUGGAGUUUUCUAGAACCCUGUGGGAAACAUCUGGAAAAACUGCACAGAACGUGCAGAUGUUCCCUUGAGCACAGCCGAGUCUACUGUGCUCCUUACUUGCAGCCUUCAGUUGCAGCUGCUCAGCCUCACGCUGACCUGAAGAGCCAAGUGGACACGGGGGAGGACUAGAGCUCACAGAGGAGGCUGCUCGGCUCUCUAUGUGGCUGUCAUCCUUAGGGUAUCUUUGAAAGUGGGGUUCCCUGAAGUGAGAUCCUUGUGUCUCACGAGGCUCAAGGACAAAUACACAAUACACAGAGAAGUUGGACAUUGAGGAUCUGCGGGAGGGGAAAGAACAUGAGCAAAAUAUAUUGUAUACUAAUUAAAAAGAUGUACAGAGAAGGAUGUGCCCCCAGAAAUAAGGGGUUAAGCUCACUCUAGAGUUCUUUCCCAUUAACUUUUUCAUACACACACAUAAUGUGCUUUGGUCAAAUCCACCUCCUCCUCUCCCCUCCAACUCCUUCAAGCCUCCCACCCCCACUUUAGGGUUUUGAAGGAUGGAACAGAGUUCACCUGUGGUCAUUUAAUCUUGUAAGGCUUCUUUGGUUUUACCUCUGAUGUUUUACAAAGUUUAAUAAAUGUAUGUCUUCCAUACAUAGAUUGCAAAUACUUAAUAUCCAAUGUUUAGUAUACAUAUAUUUAAUAACAUUUAAACACCUAGGGGGUAAACAUGUCCUGUUAUUUCUGACACUCCAUGGCCUCAUUAGUCCUCAGCUCCUAAUAUUUUGAAUGAUUUUAUCCACUGUGCUAUCUUUUCCCCAGCAUAUUGUGAAUUAUCACAGUUGAAGAUGCAGAGUGGAAAUGACCAAGGCAGGAAGUUCACCAGGGCUUCAGGUUGCCUUUUCACCCACUGCUGGCCUUCUUUGGUCUUGGUCUGUAGGCGCUAGUCAGUAGGUUAAUCAGCGUGGUGAGAAGGGCUUAGGUAGAUUUGCCCUCAAGGGAGCUGCGGCCCCAAACAGAGACUGGGGGAAUUGAACAUUCUGCACAGCUGUAUUUAAACUGAAACGAUGGUUUUCAAAUAUUUGACUUUUUACCAAAGAUUACCAGAAGGUGAGUCCUGAUGGUUUGAAUUUGUUGAAAUCACUUUUUAUUUUACAAUAAAAUAUUAGCCCCCAUCUCAUCCAUGGGGUUCUGUCUUCAUCACCAAUUCUUUGGAAGUGAGCUGCUCAGUGUCUUCCAUGUCCACUUAAAACUGAAGAUUGCCUCAAUCCUUUCCAAGUCCUUCCAGGAAAAGGAUGCCAUAGUAUGGAAAUUCACUUUCUCUUGGAAACAUUAAUUAUUCAUAUUUACACCUGGAGUGUGUGUGUAAAGUAAGAACUUUCCUGAAAAUACCUUUUGUUUGUAUGCCUUUGUGGCCCAUUUUCUCUGAUAGACUAGCAAAGUGUGGCUUUCAGCAUUUUAUCUUUGGUAGUGUUAUUUAUCAGGCUGCUCACAAAUGCAAACAAAAAUCUAAGUACUUCAUCUAAUUGCAAUGUAAAUGUAGUGAUUGUAAUGGGAAGAUGUUCAUCACACACACUCUUGGAAGACAUGAUCAAUCACAAAUGCUCUGGGAAUAUGUGGUCCAUCACACACACUCUGAAAAACGUGGUCCAUCACACAUACUGGGAAGACGUGGUCCAUCACACAUACUGGGAAGACGUGGUCCAUCACACACUCUGGGAAGACGUGUCCAUCACACACACUCUGGGAAGUUGAGAUAGACGUGGUCCAUCACACACACUCUGGGAAGACGUGAUACAUCACACACACACUGGGAAGACGUGGUCCGUCACACACACUCUGGGAAGUUGUGGUAGACGUGAAGACAUGGUCCAUCACACACACUCUGGGAAGUAAUGGUAGACGUGAAGACAUGGUCCAUCACACACUCUCUGGGAAGACGUGGUCCAUCACACACUCUCUGGGAAGACGUGGUCCAUCACACACACUGGGAAGAUGUGGUCCAUCACACACUCUGGGAAGACGUGGUCCAUCACACACACUCUGGAAAGACGUGGUCCAUCACACACACUCUGGGAAGAUGUGGUUCAUCACACACUGUGGGAAGAUGUGGUCCAUCACACACACUCUGGAAAGACGUGGUCCAUCACACACACUCUGUACCUGAUGUCAUUCUGAAGAUCUGCAGCCUGUGCUCCUUCCAGGGUUCUGCUAUUUCAAGCCUGAGUGAUCACAGUUAUUCUCCAGAUGGUGCCCAGAUAUGAUUUCCUAAUUGGGUAUCAACGUAUUCUGAGCAGCAAAUUUUCUUGAAGACAUCCCUACACCAUGUUCCAAAGCUCACAUAACUGGCCCCAUUUCAACAAGAGAGGGGAUGAGAAUUAUCCAAGGCAGCAAGUCCCCAGCCAGGAGGAGAAUCAACCUCUCAUGGGUACUUACUUUCACGACUGAACUCUUUUCCCUACCACAAAGCUUCAGAUAUAUUUGGUUAUAAAUGAAGCUAAGUCUCACUAUUUUAUUUUUUUCUUUAUUCUAUGUAGCCGAAGUUGUGGGCCCCUUGCCUGAGUUACCAGAUAGUCAUGCUGUCUGCCAUCUGCUCUGUGUUGCUAUUGUUAAGGUGUCCUGUUGUUACAGAUGGUUUUCAUUUUGAUGAACAAUGGAGUUUUUUGAAAAUCAAUGAUAUACCAGAGUAGACAUAUUGGAACAGAGAGUGGACGGAUCACUUUAUCACAGACAUUAUCACCUAGAGUUUGCCACCUGCCCUCCUCUCAUAAUUAGAAACUGCAUAGGGUAUUGGAGGAGGGGCUAGAAACUGCAGCUUUACCACACCUCGGAGGUGAUUCUAAUGUGCACCAAAGCCUGGACUCUGCUCAGAUGGAUCACUGUUUACACUGAGGCCUCAUGGUGGUUGGAAAACAGACUGCAGGAGCAUUGUCCUUGGGACAAAGCAUACAACUUGUCCUCUUAUACGGUCAUUCUAAAGGAGAUGGUAAUCAGCAUUUAAGUAUGAUUGUAUGGAGUGUUUUUGGAACUUGCCUCUCCCACUGAAGAACACGUUGACUGAAUCUGGCAGCAGCCUCCCUGCCCUCUUCUCUGAUCCAUGGCUGGAUCUCAUCCACUCCGCAUUUGGUUCCCCAGCAUUAUCGCCACCACGCUAGGCCUCCACCCCACAUUAUCUUCCAUGCCACAGAGCAUGUUGAACAAAAGCACUGAUGAGAAGGAUUUGAAAAACUUGUUAAUCACUUUGAAAAAUGAGUUUUGUACAAUGUGCUAAAUGGAAAUUGCUUCGGAUUAUUUUUAUAUUUAACACCUCCCUCCGGCCCAGCCUGUAGCACAAUUCUACAAUCUGCAUGUGGGCUUAACUGUGAAAUUCAGUGUUGUGUUGUUUUGAUUGAGUGAAUUUUAU
Molecule: messenger RNA, 8226 nt
Organism: Chionomys nivalis (European snow vole)
Lineage: Eukaryota; Metazoa; Chordata; Mammalia; Rodentia; Cricetidae
Gene: Erich3
Product: glutamate rich 3
Exons: 14
Coding region: 391-4677 (1428 amino acids)
Source: RefSeq, a predicted model, not a curated record